UCACAACCAUAGAGUGUAUACAGACAGACAAACGCCUUUACGGAAGAUAUGAUGUUAGUUACUGCAGGAGCAGCCUGAGAUUUUGCAGCAGUCAUGUUUGAUUUAAAGGGUGGGUGGAAUCUCUCGUUCGCUGGAUGCGGGUUUUUAGGGAUCUAUCACAUCGGUGUCGCGAGCUGUCUCCUGGAGCAAGCACCGAAUCUCAUCCGCGGGGCUACCAAGAUCUACGGAGCCUCCGCGGGGGCUCUCACUGCGUCCGUGCUCUCUACCGAGGCAUGUUUAGAGAAGUGUUGUGAAGACGUCAUCAAUGUUGCCAAGGAGGCACGGAAGCGUAAUCUGGGCCCUUUGCACCCAACAUUCAACAUAGUCAAGGUGAUACGUGGAGGCUUGUAUCGCGACCUGCCAUCCAAUGCACACACGUUGGCCUCUGGUCGACUGUGUGUGUCCCUCACACGCGUCAUGGACGGGCAAAACGUUCUGGUGUCAGACUUCAGCUCCAAAGACGAACUCAUCCAGGCUCUUAUUUGCAGCUGUUUCAUUCCUGUAUAUUGUGGUUUAAUCCCUCCUGCCUUCCGUGGUGUGCGUUAUGUGGAUGGUGGGAUCAGUGAUAAUCUUCCCCAGUCUGAGAUGAAGAACACCAUCACCGUUUCUCCAUUCUCAGGAGAGAGUGACAUCUGUCCAAAAGACAAUUCCACCAGCUUCCACGAACUGCGUUUCACAAACACCAGCAUACAAGUCAAUCUAGACAACAUGUACAGACUGAGCAAAGCUUUGUUUCCCCCAGAGCCUAAAGUGCUGGCAGAAAUGUGUCAAAGUGGAUAUAAAGACGCCCUCCGAUUUCUCCAGGAAAACAAUUUGCUACAGGCGGCAUGUCCAAGAGCAGACAUGGCUCUGAUUCAGACCACGCCCACCUGCUGCUGCCCAGGCAAUAGGAAUCCAGUCGUGAUGGAAACCAGAAAAGAGUGGGUGCUGCGGAGACUCCGCCUCUUGAGAAAACACCACUGGUGGUUGGACGAGCAGCUUGUCAAUAACCUGCCAACCCCCAUUAAGAAAGUUUUUUGCGACGCCUGCAGAGAAAAGCACGGUCUACUGGCUCAGGUGACUGGUUUGCUGCCACUGCGUGUGGCGUCCUACAUGCUGAUGCCGUACACGCUGCCAGUGGAGUCAGUGUACUCUGCAGCUCAGAGGUUUUGGGAAUGGAUCCCAGAAGUCCCUGCAGAUGUGCGCUGGCUUGCUGAGGUAGCAGGCGGUGUUUAUAGACAGACAUGGAAAGGUGCAGCGUCAGAGACGAGCUGCGGCGCCCCCUUGAGAAGAUGUGUGAGUGAGCCGCCAGUGGUAGAUUUACAGAUGCCUGUCACAAACUACAAUGGACACAUACCUCAUUCUGCCAGCAACCUUGAUAGUUACAACUGGACUUUUCCGGGUGACUUCAAUGCAGCUGCUUCUGUCGACUCACCGGACAGUCCUAUCGACACCAGCACCUCCCCAAGGCAGAUGUGCUUUUUUGGUGGCUCACAAAGUAAUCAUGAGAAGCAAAUGGACCAAUGCAGGACCUUUUCGGCUUAGCACAAUAUAUACUGUGCCUGAUUGCCCUGGUCGUACAUGUCAUGCUGCAAAUGAUCUGUUGUGUCAGCCUGUACCUUGUGUUUUGCUGAUGUGGACACUGAUUGUAUGUUAGAGUUUACUUUACAAUUGGUGCUAAUACUUCUCUGAGACCUCAAAAUACUUGACAUGAGCCAUACAAGUUAAUGCCACGAAGGUGUACAAUCAAAUAAAGAGUCUGAGCCCAUGAAACUUGCUUUUGAUUUCAUAUAACAUGCUUUAUAGAGAAUGUUUGUCAUCCAUUCACACCCCAUCACAGCACUUCCUUGGCAAAUA
Sinocyclocheilus rhinocerous is the source of this 1875-nucleotide messenger RNA. RefSeq names its product patatin-like phospholipase domain-containing protein 2. Bases 94 to 1563 code for a protein of 489 amino acids. The record is from RefSeq and is a predicted model, not a curated record. Lineage: Eukaryota; Metazoa; Chordata; Actinopteri; Cypriniformes; Cyprinidae. Gene Ontology annotation, molecular function: triacylglycerol lipase activity. Gene Ontology annotation, biological process: lipid homeostasis; positive regulation of triglyceride catabolic process; triglyceride catabolic process. The transcript is spliced from 10 exons. Gene Ontology annotation, cellular component: lipid droplet; cytoplasm; membrane.